Molecule: messenger RNA, 1649 nt
Organism: Hyalella azteca
Lineage: Eukaryota; Metazoa; Arthropoda; Malacostraca; Amphipoda; Hyalellidae
Exons: 8
Coding region: 254-1537 (427 amino acids)
Source: RefSeq, a predicted model, not a curated record
AUUUAUUUUUUUUAAAUAAGAAUGUUCAAGGAUUUUUAUGAUUGUAAUUACUCGUGUCUGGCUUUCUGCCAUCAAAUUUCUAUCAGUCUACCUCGGAAAACAAUUGUUUAGUCGCUCGUAAUGUCAACCACAAAAAGUUGGAAUUCCUUACGGAAUCUAGCUUUUCGUCAGCCGUGAAGCCUUAAUCUCCUUUAUUGGAAUAUUAAUCAGGAAGCUUUGGUGAACUUGAGAAUAAGAGUCCAUCUUUCAACGGAUGGUCAUAGAGAUCAUAAUGGAAGAUACAAAACCUGUAAUACAAGUUUCUCGCGCUCGUCAUGGUGGCCACCGUGAGCGCAUUUUUACAGAGCCUGUAAUGCAGGUGCUGCUGGAGCAGCUGGGCCUGCAUUACUACAAGAUCAGAGACCACAUUGAGAAGCCCCAGACUGUAGUGUCAGAAAUUGCUGACACCAUCAAUGCUAAGAUCCCAGGACUGAAUUUACUGCCAAUGCAAGUGUAUGGACGCAUGAUCAACUUGCAGAACACCCUGAGGCGAUACUGGGAGAGCGUGUCUGUAGGAGAUUACAAGAAGAAGCCACGCUACUACGAUAUGCUCUGCAAGGUUUUUGGCACCGAGAACAAUGCUGCAGGCGCCAUACGAGGCGAGGAGUACAUCAGUAGUUACAAGGUUACACAGCAAAAUGAUGACUUGGACGGAGGUUCACCCAAUCACAUCACGGUUGAGUUGCCUGAAUUCUUUGAUGCCACAACUCUGGAGAACCGCCACUACACAAUGACCACGUCUUCUGGCGCCGGCCCCUCCACCAUCACGACAAAUGAGCAUGUGGCGAGCAGGGACGACGUAUGGACGCCGGCACUGACGAGGACGCUCAUGCACGCCAUGGAGGAGUGUCUCGACAUGCUCAGGAGCCGCGCUGAGAAAGUCAAGGCUUGGAAGCUUAUCACAAGCGCCGUCAACAUACACGUCAGUCAACACUGCGAGUCAAAUCCGUUGACGAUGUACCAAGUGAAGGUGAAGGUGAAGAGGAUGAUCGCUGCAGUGCGGAAGUACGAGCGGCAGGCUGCGCGUGGACAGCUUUUUGUUGACAAGCCUUUCUACUACGACUUCAUCAGGACGGUCUUCUGGCGAGAGAUCCGGCAAUACCACGGCGCGUCACCAGACGAGAACGGGGAGCAUUCGUCACCUCGACACAGCGGCACCGCUGGACCGUCGUCCCUGGGCUCGUCCAUGCAGAGCUUCAUGCGCCGCACCACCGCCAUGCUCGAGGAAAGCUUGCAAAUACAACGCGAAAUGCGCGAAGAAAUGCGUGAUUAUCAUUCAAAGAUAAUAGAACAGCUGAGGAAUUUCAAUGAAACAUAUAGAAUGGUGGCGAUACAGUCAAUAGGUAGCGGCGCAAGGAAGAGGAAGCUUCAGGAGGCAGAGGAGGAGGAGUACGAGGUGGUCGAAGAGCUCAUGGCUGAUGAUCAGUCAGACUUGGAGGAAGGUAUCGUGGAGCAUGACGAGUUUGACGAGAUGCAUGUCACUGCUAAUAUUUUAUAGCUUCAGCAAUCGUAAUUCUUUUUAUGAUAAGAUGGAAAUAAUAUUAAACUUGACAUUGAAGAAGUCUAGUUUUCUAAUUCAGCAACAAUUUUGUGUAAAGUGGAGACGAAAU